ACUACCACUAACCAGAACUAGAAAGGAUUUUCUUUCUCGACUUAGGACAGAGAUCUCUCUGUUUUAAGAGAAGAUAGCAACUUUGCAGAUCUCUUUCUUGGGUUUUAGAUUCAAGGUUGGUAAAAACACAUUUCUGGUUUGAUCCAAUUCUAAAGAACAGGGUUGCAGAAGCCACUGGGAAUAGAGGGAAUUGCAAAGAUGAAUAUAUUCAGAUUAGCAGGGGAUAUGACCCAUUUGGCCAGUGUGCUUGUUUUGCUUCUAAAGAUCCACACAAUCAAAUCCUGUGCUGGCAUUUCUUUGAAGACCCAGGAGCUCUAUGCUAUUGUCUUUGCUACUCGUUACUUGGACAUAUUUACAGACUAUAUCUCCCUAUACAAUACCAUAAUGAAGUUAAUAUUCUUGGGAAGCUCUUUCUCAAUUGUCUGGUACAUGAGGCAUCACAAGGUUGUCCGGAGAUCUUACGAUAGGGAUCAGGACACUUUUCGCCAUCUUUUCCUUGUGCUACCAUGUUUGCUUUUGGCUCUGGUUAUACAUGAAAAGUUUACCUUUAAGGAGGUAAUGUGGGCCUUUUCCAUAUUCUUGGAAGCUGUUGCCAUCCUUCCUCAGCUGGUCUUGUUGCAAAGGACAAGAAAUAUUGACAACCUGACUGGGCAAUAUGUUUUUCUCCUUGGAGCUUAUCGAAGCUUAUACAUUCUGAACUGGAUUUACCGCUAUUUCACUGAGCCCCACUAUGUCCACUGGAUAACUUGGGUAGCAGGGCUUGUUCAGACUGCACUUUACGCUGAUUUCUUCUAUUAUUACUUCCAAAGUUGGAAGAAUAAUGUAAAACUAGAGCUACCAGCUUGAAGGCCUUUUUGACAAAGAUGUUGGCUGCUCAAAAACUUAGUGAAGCAAACACUAUUUGAUGUCGAGACAUUUCAAUUUUGUGCUGUCUCCUCUCGUAGGGGCUAGUAGACUUGUCAAGAAGCAAUAGUUCUAAAAGUUCCUUUCCCCAUCUCUCUGGCUUGUCAAGUGGUUGAUACAUCAAUGUAUGCAAGAUAAAACCUUUAUUUGUCACUUGCAUGAUACUUGAGGAAUACUAGCACAUUCUUUCUUUAAUGUUCAGUUUGACAAGCAUUCUGGAUUCAGAAUGGCUCAGUGCCC
Molecule: messenger RNA, 1143 nt
Organism: Coffea eugenioides
Lineage: Eukaryota; Viridiplantae; Streptophyta; Magnoliopsida; Gentianales; Rubiaceae
Product: ER lumen protein-retaining receptor
Exons: 6
Coding region: 199-846 (215 amino acids)
Biological process (GO): endoplasmic reticulum to Golgi vesicle-mediated transport; protein retention in ER lumen
Cellular component (GO): membrane; cis-Golgi network; endoplasmic reticulum
Molecular function (GO): ER lumen protein retrieval receptor activity
Source: RefSeq, a predicted model, not a curated record